This is a messenger RNA of Suillus discolor, 577 nucleotides long. RefSeq lists its product as uncharacterized. Bases 170 to 577 code for a protein of 135 amino acids. The record is from RefSeq and is a predicted model, not a curated record. NCBI's taxonomy places the organism in Eukaryota, Fungi, Basidiomycota, Agaricomycetes, Boletales, Suillaceae. The transcript is spliced from 3 exons.
CCGCAAAAUAGACACUGUGGACGAAUUUCAGGCCUAUCCGGCUAUUGCAUUAUUCACGUUCUUCAGGGCAGGUUUAUAGGACACUUGUCCAGCGGUGAACCCUAUUCCGACCUGUCCUGACUCAAAUACACGCCCCCUCAAACGCCUCACAAAACAGCUUCUCGUCAUCAUGCUUCCCAAAGACCUUAAGCAUCAGAUCCGGAAGAUACGAGGUACCGAAAUUACACAUGCCGACAUUCAGGCUCUUCUUCCUUCUGAAAGCCAGAGAAAGAUCACUGGUACAAGUAUCAAUGCAUACGACGCAUGCACGGAAGACAUGCAUGAAGACAGAGAUUUCUGUAUAUUUAAUUCGUGGAUCGUGCCAAUCGCAUCUGGCCAAGGCGUGACAUGGGUCGACCUGGGUCAUACCUGCACCCAACCCACGGGUACCAAAAAUUUCAGAGGCCUACCUGUACCUGCAUGGGUAAGAGCAUCGCAGGUAUGGGUCAACCUGCGACCCAACCUGCAGGUGGUACGGGUCACCCACGGGCUGAUUUUACAGAAAGUAGUACGGGUAUAUGAGGCUUUUUGGGCUUGA